Messenger RNA from Plasmodium vinckei vinckei, 2346 nucleotides. RefSeq names its product metallo-hydrolase/oxidoreductase, putative. The transcript has a single exon. Bases 1 to 2346 code for a protein of 781 amino acids. NCBI's taxonomy places the organism in Eukaryota, Apicomplexa, Aconoidasida, Haemosporida, Plasmodiidae. Gene Ontology annotation, molecular function: 3'-tRNA processing endoribonuclease activity. Gene Ontology annotation, cellular component: nucleus. The record is from RefSeq and is a predicted model, not a curated record.
AUGUUUUAUUUUUUUUAUAAUUGUUUUUUUAAAUACUUGGUUAUAGCAUAUUGUUUAUAUAAUAUUUCCGUGGUCAUUUGUUUAAGAAAUAAAAAUUCGUAUUCCUAUUUGGCAUUCAAUAAUAGAGAUAGUAGUAAAUAUCUGGGUAAUAUUUAUAAAAAAAAAAAAAAUAUUAUAGAUAAAAAAGUAAGUAGGAAUUUGUUUGUAGAGGGGAGUAGGCAUUACUUAAAACAGAAUGGAAUAGUAGAAUGUUGUAAAGAUAGUUAUUAUGAAAAUUCUAAAAAAAAAAAAAUUAUUACAAUUUUGAAAGAUGGAAUUGAUAAGUUAUUUUUUGCAAAUAGAUAUUUAUUUGGAAAUAUAGGGAUUGAAGAAAAUGUAGACCCCAAUAAUAAAGAUAGUUAUGAUGAAGAGGUUCCGAAAAAAAAGAAGAAUAUACCUCAUUAUGAUAUUAAGAAAUUAGAAAAUAAUUUGAAUAUUGAACCAGAUAAAACAUUAUUACAAGAGUAUACAAGAUAUAUACACCAAAUUAUUGAAAAAAAUUCAAUUUCAUUAGAUAAUGAUUCAUUUUGUAAAGAUCCUAUUCAUACUUUGAUACUGAGAUGGAUUAAAUCGAUGCUCAUAAAUGGGGAAGAGAAUCAUAAUUCUGAUGAGGAGGAGGUCGUAGAAAAUUGUAGUAGUGAUGACACAAAUAUUGACACAGAAACGAUAGCACGACAAUUAACUUUAUUUAAAACAGUUUUGACCAAUUCAGUAAGGGCAUACGGAUUUAAUGAGGAAUUGAUAUAUAUAGAUAACAAAACACAUGAUGUAAAAAUAAAACGAAGUAUUUUUAAUGAUAUGGGUGAAAAGAAAAGUGAUUGGAAAAUAAUAUUUUUAGGUACGGGUUCUAUGUACCCAUCUGUAAGUAGAGGUACUUCAUCAUUUAUUUUUCAAACAACAAAAAAAAAAUAUAAUGAAGCUUAUUUAUUUGAUUGUGGUGAAAGUACAUUUAUAUCAUUACAAGAAGCAAAUAUUAAGGUUAGUAAGAUAAAAAAUAUAUUUAUAACGCAUUUACAUGGAGAUCAUUGCUUAGGGCUUAUCUCUGUAUUGACAAUGCUUAAGGGUUUAAACACUAUUAAUAUAUAUGGUCCUGAAGGUUUGUAUCGAUUUUUAAAACAUAAUUUUAAUUCUACAUAUUCAAAACGUAUGGCUAAAUAUUUUGUAUAUGAAUUAAAAAUAAAAGGAAAUGAAAACAAUUCAAAUUAUGAUUCAAGUAUGGGAGGUAAUAAAAAAUUUCCAGCUGAUUUAAAAUAUAUUUAUAAAGAUGCAAAUAAUAUGUAUCCGAUAUUACAAACAGAUUCUAUAGAAAUAAAUGGAUUUCAAAUAAAACAUACAGUACCAACAAUAGGUUAUAUAAUUAAAGAAAAGAAGUCUGAAAAUAAAUUUAAUGCUGAACAUAUUAAUGAAAUAAUUAAAAAUAAUUAUGAUGAAUUAAAAAAAUGUAAAAAUUUAGAUUAUGUACCAUAUAAAAUAUAUGAAAAUGUUAUAAGAAAAAUGAAAACUGAUGAUGUACUUAUAUUUCCUGAUAAUACAAAAUUAACAUAUACAGAUGCAUAUAAAGAAAUACGUAAAGAAAGGAAAAUUGUUGUAUGUCAAGAUACAUGUGAUGCAUCUAGCUUAGUAAAAGAAGCACAAGAUGCAGACAUAUUAAUACAUGAAGCAACAAACAGUUUGAUAGAUUUAUCUGAUGAGAAUAUGUUAUAUAAUACAGAUAUAUAUGAUGACGAUAAUUAUAUAAAUCCACUAUCACUCAAAAGUAUGUCUACAAAUAAUAGUGAUAAUAAUUUAGAAGAAUCUGAAAAAAAACAAAAUGAUGUAAAUAAUAAGGUUGGGAAGAAAAAUGGAAAAAUAGAUAAUAUGGAUACUAUAAAUUAUUACAAUAAAUUAAUUUCAGAACGUGGACAUUCUACUUCUCAUAUGGCAGGAAAUUUUGCAAAAAAAAUUCGAGCAAAGAAAUUAAUAUUAACACAUUUUUCACAAAGAUAUACAGGAGAUAAUAAAUUGAAAAAUAUGAUAAUUAUGAAAAAGAUUGAAGAUGAAGCUUUAGAAGCUUUUUAUUCGGAUCGAAAUAAAUCAGAUACUAGUUCAGAAAAAAAAAAUAUAAUUCCAUCUGAUAAUGUCAAAAAAGUAAAUUUAAUACACGUCUCUAACUUUAACAAUGAACAGGAAGAGAACAACACUGAAGAAGUGAAUAAACAAAAUAAUAAUUCACACAAUUUUAGUAAAGCAAAAAAUGAUAUUCAAGAAAACGAGGUAGUUGCAGCCUUCGAUGGCCUUGUUGUGUAUGUUCCCCCGCAGACGACGUAG